Vombatus ursinus (common wombat) is the source of this 3378-nucleotide messenger RNA. Its product is annotated as histone-lysine N-methyltransferase SETMAR. Gene Ontology annotation, cellular component: nucleus. Gene Ontology annotation, molecular function: zinc ion binding; protein binding; histone H3K9 methyltransferase activity. Bases 491 to 1390 code for a protein of 299 amino acids. The transcript is spliced from 2 exons. NCBI's taxonomy places the organism in Eukaryota, Metazoa, Chordata, Mammalia, Diprotodontia, Vombatidae. The record is from RefSeq and is a predicted model, not a curated record.
AUGCUUUUGCUCAGCUGUUGGGGGGUUUUCCUUCCCAGAAAUAGCGGCGGUAUAAAGACAGAUGACAUCCAUAAAAUUGUUUUGGUAAGUUAACAGAAAUCCGGCGAGGUUGCUUCCCUGGUGUCUUCUGAUUGGCACCACUGGGUCACCCACUGAGAAGCCGGUGAACCGUAAACGCGAGGUGAUUGAUUGAUUCUCCGCCCCUGCCUGCAGCAGGUGGAGGGAGGGCGGCCGAGCCGGGGACUACAACUCCCAUGAGCCCACGGGGCAGGGGAGCCAACCUCUCCCAGCAGUCUCCUGGAUUAACCCAUUAGGCGGUGCUUCACAGGGAUGAAGAUGGGUGCGGGUAAGUAGAGGGUGGUUUUGAGGGCCUGAGGUCACCUCUCCCUGCCUCGCUAAGAACUACGAACCGGGAGCUGAGGCGGUCAGCAGCGAGGAAGAAGCCAAGAAGGGAGAAGACGCUUGGCUACGGCCGCCCUCAGAAGCCAGCAUGUCAGAGGAACAGCCCAGGGCCUCCUCUGGAGGGCAGCGGGACGUAGGGCGCGGCCUCGAGAACCUGCCCAUCAGUUCGUGGCCCGAAGGGGAAGAGCCCGAGUUCCAGUAUACUCCUGAACAUGUGAUUGGACCUGGAGCAGAAGUUGAUCCCACUCAAAUAACCUUUCCUGGAUGCACUUGUCUCACAACUUCAUGCCUCCCUACCAUUUGUUCAUGUCUCCUUCAUGGAGAGAAUUAUGAUAAUUCAUGCCUCAGAGACAUAGAAAGUGAAAUGGAAUUUGCCAGACCGGUGUUUGAAUGCAAUGUCAUGUGCCAGUGCAGUGAAGAAUGCAAGAACAGAGUAGUUCAAAGAGGUCUGCAAUUCAAUCUCCAGGUGUUCAAGACUGAUAAGAAAGGCUGGGGGCUUCGCACCUUGGAAUUUAUACCCAAAGGAAGGUUUGUGUGUGAAUAUGCUGGUGAAAUUUUAGGAUCUUCAGAGGCAUGCAGAAGAAUACGACGACAAACAAAGCAUGAUUUAAAUUACAUUAUAGCUGUCAGAGAGCACAUAUGUAAUGGCCAGAUAAUAGAAACAUUUGUGGAUCCUACCAACAUAGGUAACAUUGGCAGAUUUCUUAACCAUUCUUGUGAGCCAAAUUUAUUAAUGGUCCCUGUCCGUGUUGACUCAAUGGUGCCUAGGUUGGCACUUUUUGCAGCCAGAGACAUUUUGCCAAAAGAAGAACUUUCUUAUGACUAUUCAGGAAGAUUUCACAAUCUUUUAAAGAGUAAUGGAAACCAAGAAAUUCCAGAUAAAGACAAAACAGGGAAGCCUUGUUAUUGUGGUACCAAAUCAUGUGCUGCUUUCUUGCCUUAUGACAGUUCGCUAUACUCACCCCUAGAAAAACAAACAACAAGUUGAAAGAUCAGUUAAAGACUAUGACAUGAGGCUACCAUUAGUGGUAAACAUAUAUAGUCAUGAGAAUUGUUUCCACAGUUUGAACCAAAAGGCAUUAAAAUAAGCAUAUUAUAACACUUACCAAAUAUAGAGUUGGUUAUAUUUUCAUUUCAAACUAUUUCAUGAUUGAGAAUGGGAUAGCAUUUCCAAAUCAUAAAAAUGAAAAUAAGCAUGUAACACAAAAGAGAGAAUUCUGAUAAUGCCCAUUGAAUUGUGUGAUGAUUAAAAAAUUCUGAGAGACAUAGUUUCUGGGUAAUUUAAUCAUUUUAUUAAUAAGACCAGCAUGUUAUUAAUAAAAGGAUAGUCAUUUAGCCAUCCUUCUCAGACCAAAGACCCCUAAUGGCAGUGGGCUCCCAGAUUCUAUGCCCUUUGAAGAAUAGGUGUUCCUGAGGAGGUGCCAAUCAACUCUGACUGGUUAACACAAUGGGAGGUGGGCUAUAUUAAAAUGAGGGUCUUGGGGUAUAUAACUUAAGUCACCCAAAUCUUGGUUAUCAAUUUCUAUAAUCACCUGUUUUAACAGAAGGGAGAAUCAACAUUUUCCCAGACCUGUUGAGCAAACACAGUGAGCAGAAAUACACCCAUUAGCCCAAACUUAGAAAUUCUUUCACUAUCUGAUUAGAUCUGGGUAAAUCUCUCUUAGAGAUUUCCUACACUAGUUGGUUUCUGGAUGAGGAAGUUAAAAAAAAAGGAAAAACCUUGGUCCUGAUUCAAUAAUUAGUUAUUAAAUACAAGAGAAAUAUUAAUUUCUCAUAAUUGUGAACCUAAUCAUCCCUACUUUAUAGCCCUAUUGUAUGACAGAGGAAACUAUUUGGGAGUUUAGUAAACAUCUUCAGAGUUCAAGAUACUCUUUGAGCCCUGGUAUGUCAUUUAGCAAAUUCCUAUUCUAGGGCACUAAAUAGUAAAACAGAAAUAAGAAAAAUUAUAUAAGUACUCUAGAUCAUGGAAGAGCUCUGUUAACCUUACCUUUGUAUGUUGGACAUCGCAUGUCUUAUUAAAUACAUCAAUAUUUGUUUCUUCCUCCACUAACGAUCUACUCCAAUGGUUCAUUCAAGUCAGCAGGCAUCUUUUACAAUGUGCCAAGCACUGUGCUAAGUGGUGGGAAUACAAAUACAAGCAGAAACAAAGGCAGUCCCUGAUCUCAAGGAGCUUACAUUCUAAUGGAAGAAAACAACAUAUACAAGUUAUGGAGCACCAUUUUAAUAGAGUUCUACCUGACAAGUACUGUUUGUCAGGUAAUACACCAGACAUUCUCCUUUGGAAGCAUGAACCAAAGCAUAUCCUGAUAUCUUUAGUCGUCUGAGGUCAAUGUCACAGCAUGUGAAUAAGCCCUGGAUUUGGACUGAAAAGAUCCUAGUUCAAGAUUCAGCUCUGCCACUUAACAACUAUGACCUUGGCCAAGUCACUUAAACUUUCUCUGAGCCUCAGUUUUCUCAUCUGUAAAAAUAUGGAGAUUAAUUGAGAUAACAUGAUAAAGUGGAAAGAACCUUGAAUUUGGAAUCAGAAGCCUUGAGUUCAAAUCUCAGUGAUGCUAAUGGCUUUAAUCUCCCUGGUUCUCAGUUUCUUCAUCUGUACAAUGACAAGAUUGUGCUCGAUAAUCUCCAAGAUCCUAAAUGUACAGUUCUAAAUCUUGUGAUCUUAGAGAAUUUGCACAACCUCCUUCCCAGAGCUUUUGUAAGGAUCAAGAGAAAGAUUAUAUGUAAACAACUUUUUUACAGACAUAAAGCACUCUAUGAAUGCAAGCUAUUAUUAGCAUAGUGAUUGCUCACAAAACGGCUCUUUGGGACAGUUAGAAGCAAAGCAUUGAGCUGGAUAGAGACCUUUGGUUUGAUCUAUGUCAUUUUUGCGAACUGGUUUUCUUUUCCCAAAAGAAUUGUUUGGCUGGGGGGGGGAGUGUGGAGGUAAUUUAGCAUAUUCUUAUUCGUAGAGGUGGUGAUGAGGUUAAGGAGUGCUGG